AUUCGAACUCCCAAGGAUAAGGGAGAAGGAGAGAGCCACACAACCAAUAAAGCAAGAGAAAGGGGAAGCUGCCGCAGGUUCGUUCUCCAGUGCGUAAGGUUACUUGUUUGCUUCAUAUCUCGAGUUAUACACAUCCAAAUAAGGCGUGCGAGAUACCCACAGAAAGCUCUCAAGACGAGGAAUCCGUGAAGAUCUGGUUUGCAUCAAUCGGAGUAGUGGAAGGCUUCCAAAUCGUCCGAUCAAAACACAACCUCGCGGAAUACGUUUUUGUAUUCAAAGUUAGGGAACGGAUUCAUCGGGAAACACCCGUUCUAGGGACUGUUUUUGUGUCUUCGGUUAGGAGUUGAAAUAGCACUUUGAGGGGGCUGUUUAACACUCAAUUCCAAGCAAGGAAUCAGUUCUCAAACUUCCUUGGACGGGACUUUGGUCAUUGGAUCAAGAAGGAAAAGUUUAAAGCUCAAUUAAGGUUGAGGCUAGAGCUUGCUUCCUGUGCUCGUUGCUCGAGAGAUCAUAUAGGAGGGAAGACUUGGUUCGUGCUUCCUCCGUUCUGUUUUAAACAUUAAUAAACAUGCUCAUGAAUAUUUUACUAUAGAGCCUGCGUGCUCAUGUUUGCCACGUGUGGCAUUUGUUUUCAAACUAUGUUUUCCGCUACGUAUUCGAUUGCUUAUUAUGUUGUUUAUGGAUGGCUUACGUGUGAAUGAUAUUCGAGACGCCUUGUAUAAUAUGAAUGUGUUGGACUGCGGUUGACUAUUUGUAUUGUACGGCGGGUUGUUGACGUGUCCGGGGAGGUCCGGGGCGUGACAAUUAAGUUGGUAUCAGAGCCUUAGUCCAUAAACUUCAUAAUGAAGUCUCAAAAUUUUCUUUUGAAAAGAUUUUGAAAACCAUGAGCAUAGAAGUUUUGUACUUGGAGAGCUUUUGGUACUUGGGUUGCAAGGUCUCUAAUUGUUAAGAUGGUACCCUUAGCAAUUGGUAUGGCGGUGACUCGAGCCAAAACGUGUCUUAAGUACCUAUCCGUCAAUUGACAUUUGAUACGAGUCUAACGACUCUUUCCAAUUUCUUUAAGAAAUGGACCGUGGUGGCAGGAUUACUAGGAGGAACCCGAUCGGCCGUGUACCAGUGGAGACUGGACAGGGCAGUCGAAGGACCUCUAGGGCAUCUAGAGGAGCUGGCCGUGGAGGCCGAUCACAGACCGUGAGUGACGGUCAUGUCGACACAGAAAGUGAAACCUACUGGUCCUAUGAGGACUCGACUUACCAACCGGAAACCGAGCCGGUUGAGACCCCUUACGAAGGGGAUGACGAUGAUGUGAGUGAUGAAGAAGGGGAGAACGACUCCCUAGCAAGAAUUGAGGCGCUGCUCCAGCAAUAUCAGCGGGAGCGCGAGGAAAGGAGGGAACGCCGAAGGCGCCGAGGAGGGCGAACUUCGGGUGGGGCUUCAAGAGGAAGAAGCCAUGGCGACUCUAGGGCCCACAUUGAACCACAUGGGGGCCGGGGUGAUGGAGGUCCGAUCAUAAGGAUCUCCAAAUACCUCAAAGAGGCACGAGACCUGGGGUGCAAACCCUUCAAUGGAGCAGGUGACAUCUCGGUCGCCGCGGAAUGGAUCAAGAGGUUGAACGAAGCAGCCCUUGAUAUGCAACUCACCCCCGAAUUCAAGCUAAGGGUGGCGGUAAGAUUGCUUGAAGGGAUGGCAUCCACAUGGUGGGACGGAGCCAAGGGGAAGUAUGGCAAUGUUGUGACUUGGGAGAAUUUCCGGCAGGAGUUCUUUGCCCAGUACUAUUCUGAUUUUGAGGUGAACGCUAAGAGAAGAGAGUAUACCCUCCUGACCCAAGGUGGCAAAAUGACGGUGAGGCAACUUGAACACAAAUUCAGGGAGCUCGCGGAGUUCAUACCGGAGUAUAUCUGUGACGAGAACCGGAUGGUGAACCACUUCUGGGAUGCUCUGGACUUGGAAAUACGUGAUAGAGCAACACAAUUGCCUAACAUGACGUUUGCCCAAGUAGUCGACCAAGGGUUGAAAGGGGAAAAACAGUGGGAGGAGAGAAAGAAGAGAGACGCCGAGGAGGCGAAGAAGAGAAAGUGGGAGAGUCACGGCUCCCAAGGUUCCAACAAAAAGGGGAACCAUGGAGGGGGAUCUUUCCGUGCACCGCCGCCACCAUCUAGGGGGAACCAGGGCUCGAGCAGGCAUGACUCGGGGUCACAAGCCUCGGGGACGCCUCGUUGCUUGAAUUGCAAGAAGAGUCACCUCGAGAAAUGCCGUGAACCUCCUAGAUGCUUCCAAUGCGGGGACACCGGGCAUUUGAAAGCGCAUUGCCCACAAUUGGGUGGGGCAAGGACAUCGGGACCGAGUAGUGGUCCGACGGGUACACGGAAUCAAACCGGGGCUUCUCAAGCGAGCCGGGGGCAUGGGGGAGCGAGUACGAGCAACGCACCAUCCGUGAAUCAAGGAAGGACUCAAGCUAGAGUCUAUGCGAUGACGGAGGCGGAUGCUCGAGCGAACCCGGAUUCCGUUGCAGGUAUUAGCUCUUGAAAACGUGGUAUUUUAGCCUUAUUUUAAGUGUAUAUGGUUUACGAGUAAGGCCCGGCCACCGUAGGGGCGAACCGGGCAUUUCGACUCACAAAAAACGAAGUGUAGUCAAAUUACCCGCCCCAACCGGCGCCGGUCCGAGGCUAACCGGCGCCAGACAUGCCUUUGAGGGAAGCCUGUUUCGGACCGGCCCUCCCCCAACCGGUGCACAUCUGGGGCAAUUUUUCAUCCAACCGGCGCCGGCCACCCCCUAACCGGCGCCGGACCUGCCCUGGGACGAGCCUGUGUCCGACCGGCCCUCCAAACCGGCGCUGCAGGCCAGCGAAACCCAGCCAACCGGCGCCGGAAACCCACCAACCGGCGCCGGACCUUCGAUGGAAGCAGCCUGUGUGGAACCGGCCCAUUAUGACCAGGGCAGCCGGGACGUUUAACCGGGACAACCGGCGCCGGUCAGGCCUGAACCGGCGCCGGUCCGAAGUCUUUUCGGCUGAAAAUUUUCCGUACCCAAGCGGGACCCACCCCGGUUGAACGGUAAAUGCACCCCAACCCUAAAUAAAGUUUAGACAUGUUAGGAAUGGUGUCUUACAUGGCUUAUAAAUGUAGGAACAUUAAGGAUUAAUGGGAAGGAUGCGCGAAUCCUUAUCGAUACCGUGGCGCAACGUUCAUUUGUGAAUGAAGCGUUCGCCAAGAGGUUGGGAGUGCAAUCCGCACCAUUGAUGCAAACCUUAGUGGUAUCAACACCACUAGGGGAUGACGUGGAAAGAACUUGUUACUAUCCAUCUUGUGGGGUGGAGGUUAAUGGUCAAACCUUGACGUGUGACUUCGUACCGCUGAGCAUGAUUGAAUUCGAUGCAAUCCUAGGGAUGGAUUGGCUAGAAAGGAACCAUGCUAGGGUAGAUUGCCACACGAAGGUUCUUGAACUCGAAGGCAAUGAUGGGGAGACCCUACGCUUCGAGGGCGAUCGAGGGGGAUCAAAUAGCUGUAUCAUAUCCGCCGUGAGAGCGAGAAGUAUGAUGAGAAAGGGAUGCCACACAUAUCUAGCAUACGUGGUUGACAAAACCAAAGAGGAAGCGAACAUCGAUGAUGUGAGGGUGGUUUGUAAGUAUCCGGAUGUCUUCCCUAAAGACAUACCGGGGCUCCCAUUUGAUAGAGAGAUUGAAUUUGUGAUCGAGGUCGAGCCUGGUACCAAACCAAUCUCCAUACCGCCAUACCGUAUGGCACCCGCCGAACUUAACGAGUUGAAAACCCAAUUGCAAGAGCUUUUGGAUAACGGUUUCAUUAGACCAAGCCACUCCCCGUGGGGAGCGCCAGUUCUUUUUGUGAAAAAGAAAGAUGGGACACUUCGAAUGUGUAUUGACUAUCGUCAACUGAACAAGGUCACAAUCAAGAAUAGGUAUCCUUUGCCUAGAAUUGAUGACUUGUUUGACCAACUACGAGGGGCAACCGUGUUUUCAAAGAUUGAUUUGAGGUCGGGUUACCAUCAAUUGAAGAUUAAGGAAGAUGACAUACCAAAGAGUGCUUUCCGCACAAGGUAUGGGCAUUUUGAAUUCCUUGUUAUGUCGUUUGGGUUAACAAACGCCCCGGCGGCAUUCAUGGACUUGAUGAACCGAGUAUUUCAUAAAUACUUGGACCGAUUCGUGAUUGUGUUCAUAGAUGACAUCUUGAUUUACUCAAAGAGUGAAGAAGAGCAUGAAGAGCACUUGAUACUUGUUCUUGAGACACUACGGGAGAAGCAACUCUACGCCAAAUUUUCUAAAUGUGAAUUUUGGCUAAAGGAGAUUGGCUUCCUCGGGCACGUGGUUUCAGGAUCGGGAAUUGCUGUUGAUAACAAGAAGAUAGAAGCCAUUACCGAAUGGGAGAGACCAAAGAACGUCAAGGAAAUUCGUAGUUUCCUUGGACUGGCAGGCUACUACAGAAAGUUCGUGGAGAAGUUCUCUGUUUUGGCAUCACCAUUGACGAAGCUCACUCGUAAAGGAGCUAAGUUUGUAUGGGAUGACAAAUGUGAGGAGGGGUUCAUGGAACUAAAGAAGCGAUUGACCGAGGCACCGGUAUUUGCAUUACCCAAACAGGGUGUGGGGUACGAUGUCUAUAGUGAUGCGAGCAUCCAAGGUCUUGGAUGCGUACUGAUGCAGAACGGGAGGGUAAUCGCCUAUGCUUCACGACAGUUGAAGAAGCAUGAGGUGAAUUAUCCUACUCAUGACCUGGAGCUGGGGGCUGUGGUGUUUGCACUGAAGAUAUGGAGACAUUAUCUCUACGGGGAGACAUGUCACAUAUACACUGAUCA
Molecule: messenger RNA, 4807 nt
Organism: Cuscuta epithymum
Lineage: Eukaryota; Viridiplantae; Streptophyta; Magnoliopsida; Solanales; Convolvulaceae
Source: the annotation of a GenBank genome assembly